Messenger RNA from Symbiodinium sp. CCMP2456, 2430 nucleotides. The record is from the annotation of a GenBank genome assembly. Lineage: Eukaryota; Dinophyceae; Suessiales; Symbiodiniaceae.
AUGCCAGCACAGCUUCCAAACUUUCGAGAUCGAACCGAUUCUGCGGCUUCUGCCAGUCCGCCCCAUGGCCCUCCAACUUCUGAUGUUGCUCAAAAAUCGCGGCUCUUCUCACCUUCGUCCUCGUUCUUCUCGUCGGCACCCGUGAUUGGCGAAGAAGCGACCGACCUCGCCGUCGUGCUCGAAGUCAUGACCUCCAAACUUGACGACGAACGCUUACAGCGUGCGUGCUUGCAGGCUGUCGGUCGCUUGGCGAAGGAUGUGUCCAAGCUGCGACCGCUGUGCUUGGGAGUUGUAUCAGCCAUUGCAGCAUCAUCGGCGUCGAUGCGACACAGUCUGAACGUGCAGCGAAUGGCCAUUGGUGCGCUUAGCAGCGUGGCAUAUUCGCAGGAUGUGGCGACGUUGAUUGCACCUUUGGCCCUCCCUGUGGUGCUAGAGGCCGCUUUAUCUCAUCCAAGCGACUCCAAGCUGCAGGGCUUGAUGUGCGAGGCUUUUGCACGGCUUGCACAGGGUGGUGGCGAGGCUGCUAUGGUAAAAUGCAUUGUGGCUUCUCUUCCGACCCCAGAUGUUGCACUGUCCAUGCUUUCCGACUCGUUGCAGAGGCUGUGUGAAAAUGCGAUCUGUCGGCCACGUCAAGUCGUCGAUGAGCUCCUUCAUCUCUGUGACAGUGAUCCCUCCAAUCUGGAGUUGCAGCGGCAGGUGUCCUUGUGCCUGCACAGGCUGCUGGCUGCUGGGGUCGUGUCUGAGGCAUGUGUGCGAGGCAGGGGCACUUUGCUGAACUCCCAGUGGGCUCACCUGCUGGAACGCUUCCUUGGCGCCGAAGAUGAGGAGACCAAGUUGGACGGCACUUUUCACAGCAAGGUCCAGGAGUUGUUUCACCAGGAGGUGGCUUUGCACUUCGAGUACGAGGCUGCAGAGCGCUGCCUGCACUACCUUCGAAGAAGGACGCAGCCGUCCUUGGUUUUCUUGGAAGUGAUCCGGUGUUUGGCGGAAAACCUGGAGGACUAUCAAAGCCGCUCAGAGGCUCGCGAGCUUGCUUGGGACGCUGGUCGACAGAUGCUGGUUCCUUUGGAUCCUCACCUGCGCCUAAGACUGCAGAACGAGGUUCUUGAGGCUAUGCAGCUUCGGCUGCCGCAAGCCCUUUGUUCUGCGGCUGUGGCAGCCGCAGACUGGCCCAAGAGCGAGGAAAGUUUGGUGAAGAUGACGGCUCACCUUCUCAACGAGUGCAGCAAGCUGCUGGAAAGGAAAACCCAGGUGACACAGGAUCACCAUGAGCGAGCUGCGGAGCUGCGGCGGGAAGUGAUGUUGUUCGAGGCCGUGGAGUACUUGGAACUGAACGCGGCGGAGGCCACACCAACUCAGGUGUCUUCUGCAUUGCAUAUGCUUGAAGUCGCAACCGCUGUGGCUCCGGUCGGGCCCAUGGCUGAAGUGUGCCGCUUCGCCAAAGACGGAGCUUGUGCAGGCCGAUGCUUUGGAACGCCUGCGGUAUCGCCUUGGGAGGCACCGGCAGCUCUUCAAUACUACAUCAGCACUCUGCGCACUCAGGAUCCCAGCUACCUGCGGCGAGGCCGACUAGCCCAGGAGCUGCUGAGGGAUGCAGAGCGUGUGUAUGAUCCGCAGCAAGAAAGAUCAUGGGAGAAGAAAUACAAGUUCUUCAGCGAAGCCAAGAUGAAGGCAACAUACCGCACGUUUGCACGCGCCAGACAUGAUCCCUUCAACAAAGAUCCGGCGUGGGGGAAAUCGGUGUUGUCGCGUUUCGCGACAUAUUGCGGCGACAGAAAUGUGAAACUGGAGGACAUUUUCCAUCAUGUUGAUGCAGACGGCGAUUAUUCGCUGAGCAGACCGGAGGUCAAGCAUGCCUUGUGCAGGGUGCUGCCCUCCCUUUCAGAGCAGGAGGUCGUGGCCAUAUUUGAUGCAAUCGACGAGGAUCACAGUGGUGCCGUCAGCGUGCAAGAGUUUCGAACAGCCUUGGAGUGGGGCAGGAAUGCUAAGUUCAACAAAGAGUCUACUGAACGGCACAGGAACCCGACACAUCGGAUUAAGCGUUUCCCACCGGCGAGAGUCGAUGGAUGGGAGCACCUCAGGGAUGCCGACAGUGUGCAAGGGACCAGGUAUGAGAGGGUUGGCCAAGCGGGCAGCCUGCUGGAGAUGUGUGACAAGGAAACAUCCGAAUGCCUGGGGAGAUUGGCCAAGACGCUGGUCCACACACCAAGGGCACUUCAACACCGAGCCCAGACUCCGAAGUACCUGUACUUUGGGGGCGGUGCCGACAGCGCUCGAUUCCACAAGCACUCCAGGUUUGGUCACCUUGCGGUGGAGGCUGACGGUAUUUCUCAGGACGUGCCGGAUCCGGGAGGCUUUGAUUUGCGUCCUGGUUUUCUAUGUGGAGCUCGGUCAGCGCGACAGGCAACGAGGCCACACACCCGCGGUUGA